CUUUUAAACCUUCAUUAUGAUACUGACAUAGCAGCAUGGCGAGUAGGGGAAGAACUCAGACUUUCUCUUACUUAUCAAUGGGGACAAAAGCAACAUGCCUGGGAGUCCUACGGUUAUUAUUUAUUGCAUUUUCUCACGUAGUGCAAGCCAACAAACAAGCAUUCAUCCAGUCAGACACAAUUUUAGAGGUACUACAUUUUGGCGAAGGAGGCCUCUUGCAGACAGAGUCCGACAUCGGACUUGGUUCAUAUCAUCAAAAAAGUGCAUCCUUACACCGGGGGAACUGCAGGCCUAUACGGUUCGAGCCGCCGAUGUUGGACUUCCACGAACAGCCCGUGGGGAUGCCUAAAAUGGAGAAAGUUUACUUACACAAUCCUAGUUCAGAAGAAAAGAUCAUAUUGAUAUCAAUAUCAGCAACUACUGCUCAUUUUCAUGCAUCGUUUUUCCAGAACGGGGUUAUUCCUCCAGGGGGAAACACAUCGUUUGAUGUGGUCUUUCUCGCACGGGUAGUAGGAAACGUAGAAAACACAUUAUUUAUUAAUACGUCAGAUCAUGGGGUGUUUACAUACCAGGUGUUUGGCGUGGGUAUCCCAAACCCCUACAGAUUGAGGCCCUUCAUUGGGGCCAGAAUUCCAGUGAACAGCAGCUUUUCACCGCUCAUAAACAUCCACAACCCACACAGUGAACCGCUGCAGGUUGUGGAAAUGUACUCCAGCGGGGGGGACUUGCAUCUGGAGCUGCUAACAGGCCAGCAAGGAGGGACCCGCAAAUUAUGGGAGAUUCCCCCGUUCGAAACCAAGGGGGUGAUGAGAGCCAGCUUCUCCUCGCGGGACGCCGACAACCACACGGCCUACCUCCGGAUCAAGACCAACGCCUCCAGCGAGGACGAGUUCAUCAUCCUGCCCGUGGAGGUGGAGGUCACCAAAACACCUGGUAUUUAUUCCUCCAUAGAGAUGCUCGACUUUGGUACGCUACGAUCGCAAGAUCGGCCAAAACAAUUGAAUUUACAUCUUCUAAAUUCAGGAACAAAAGAUGUACAAAUUACAAGUGUCCGGUCAACACCACCAAAUGAAGCAAUUAAAAUAGACUACAGUUCAGUCACGCUGAAAGCAGGAGAAAAUAAUUAUACCAAAGUUGCAAGUAUAAGUUUUGAUGCAUCAAAAGCACGGAGACCGUCUCAGUUUUCUGGCAAAAUAACAGUGAAAGCGAGAGAAAAAACAUACUCCAAACUUGAAAUCCCAUACCAAGCAGAAGUUUUAGAAGGGUAUCUCGGGUUCGAGCACACGGCCACCCUGUUCCACAUAAGGGACAGCCCGACGGACCCCGUGGAGAGGCCCAUCUUCCUCACCAACACCUUCAGCUUCGCCGUCCGCGUCCACAGCGUCUUCCUGCCCGACCAGGCCAAGACGAUGUUCCAAAUCCAGAACUUCAGCGACCCCAUCCUGAUCCCUCCCCGCGAGGCGCGCUACAUCUUCUCCCUCCAUUUCCAGCCAAUCAGGCCCUCCCUCCACAUCGACAGCAACAUCCUGCUCGUCACCAACGCCUCCAAGUUCCACCUGCCCAUCCGCGCGUACACCGGCUUCCUGGAGCCCUUCGUCCUGCCGCCCAGUCUCAGCCAGCACUUCCUGGACUUCAGCGUGCUCAGCGCCACCGACACCAGCAGUAACAUGUUCAUGGUCGUCAACAGCAACCCCAUCGAGCUGGAGAUCGAGUCGUGGAUGGUGACGGGGGACAGCCUGUCGGUGGAGCUGCUGCGCGCCGAGCGGGGCAACAGAACCACCGUGUUGCCCCGGAUACGGGAGCUCCAGAACGCGUCCGCGUCCGACCACAACUCCGUGAUCUUAGCCUCGGGCUACACUGCCGUGUUCAGGGUCACGCUGGUGGCGAGGGGCCUGGAGGGAACCUACGAUGGCGCUGUGCACCUCAGGACAGACUAUGAGAUAUUAACGAUACCAGUGAAAGCCGUCAUAGCAGUGGGAUCGCUGGAGAGCUCACCCAAGCACAUCGUUCUUCCUCCCUCAUUUCCGGGGAAGAGCGUUCACCAGAGCUUCAGCAUCAUGAGCUCGUUUUCUCAGAGGGUGAAGCUGCAGCACAUCCGCUCGCUCACGGAGGACGUGCGCUUCUACUACAGAAGGCUCCGGAACAGCAAGGACGAGCUGGAGCCGCGACGCAAGUCAAAGGUAGCGAAUAUUUAUUUUGACUCUAGCCUACAGUGUGGGGAUCACUGCUACGCUGGCCUGCCAUUUAUAUUAAAAUCCGAGGCCAAACCCCACGGGCUGCUGAUGCAGGAGGACAUGUGGGACGCAGACGUGGACUUGCACCAGACUCUCCUCAGGAGGUGGAGGGAGCUGAAGGAGAGCUCGGGACACGAGGUGGAGGCUCUGUUCGAGGUGAACACGGACCUGCAGAAGAACGUGCAGGCCAAGGUCUCGGCCAGGAUCACGUGGCCCUCCAUCAUCAACUCCUCGCGUCAGAUCCUGUUCCCCCUGACCAACACCAACAGCUCCUCCGAAGAGGAAGUGGUGUUGGAAAACCCAGCGGACGUGCCCGUCUACGUCCAGCUCCUUCCCGUCGCUCUCUACCCGAAUCCAUCCGUCUUCACAGAGAAGGUUUUUGACAGAGAUAAGUCAUUUGAAAAGACCUUCAACAUCAACACCAACACACUGGAAUUCCAGGUGCACAAAAACCAAACAUCCUUCAGUAAGAAGGGAACAGGGUUUACCGAAGGACCGUCGCGACCGUUUGUUUACAACGUCCUGUUGUUACCCGGAGAAGCAAAGUCCUUCACGGUGAAGUUCACUCCUGUCAGUAACCACACUGUGACCUCCCUCCUCAUCGUCAGGAAUAACCUGACGGUGCUGGACUACGUGGUGGUCCAGGGCCAGGGAACCACCGAGAGCCUGAAGGUCGCUGGCAGGCCUCCGGGGCCCGGGAGCUCCCUGAGGUUCAAGAUGACCGAGUCUCUGCUCAAGGACUGCUCGGAGAAAGUAAAACUGAAGGAGCCGAACUUCACUCUCAAAAGAACGUUCAAAGUUGAAAACACGGGGCAGCUUCCGGUUUACAUCCGAUCCACCGAGAUCAGCGGCUAUGCCUGUGAAGGACACGGAUUCAAAGUGGUGAACUGUCAAGAAUUUGCACUUAAGCCAAAUGCUUCGAAAGAUAUCGUCAUACUGUUUACGCCCGACUUCACGGCCUCGCGGGUGGUGCGGGAGCUGAAGCUGGUGACGGCGGGCGGCUCCGCCUUUGUGUUCGUGCUGAACGCCUCGCUGCCCUAUCACAUGCUGGCCACCUGCGCCGAGGCCCUGCCCAGGCCCAGCUGGGAGCUGGAGCUCUACAUCAUCGUCUCCCUCAUCAUGAGCUCCAUGUUCCUGUUGGUCAUCGCCACGGCCUACCUGGAGGCCCAGGGCAUAUGGGAGCCGUUCAAGAGACGCCUAUCUUUCGAAGCGUCCAACACUCCCAUGGAAACAGGGAGACCCUUCGAUCUCAGGGAAAUCGUACGCAUUCAGUCUGACACAAACUUGAGUGAGUACGGCGAGACCAGCCACGGCCCGGCGCGGGGGAUGUACAGCGCCGGCGGCUCCUCGUCCCGGGCCGGCGGGCGCCAGUGCGGCCCCCAGCCCCACUCCCACAGCCUGGACGGCCUGCGCUCCCGGCUCAGCUACGGCAGCAGGGCGUCCAUGCAGCUGGCCAACUCCUCCUCCUCCUCCUCCUCCGCGCAGCUCGGGCCCAAAGGGGGGGGCGGUGGUGGCGGCGGAGGCAUCUCGGACGGGGGCGGGGCUCAGUCCCAGCUGACCAAUCGGAAGGCGCGGAACGCCAAGCAGCAGCAGCAGCAGGCCUCCAGCCCCCUGGAGCAGCAGGUUCCAGCAGCGGCAGCAGCAGUACCUCAGCCCGCGCAGAGGCUCCACCCUGAGGGCGGGGCCCGGCACAGCUCCGAGGACUCGGACUACACCAGCCUGGUGGAGGCCAUGGACCGGGACCUGGAGCGCCCCGAAUCGCCCGCCCCGGAGGUGUUCCAGGAGCAGCCCCCGUCUCCCGCUGCUCAGAGCAAAGCUGCAGUAGCGAAAGGGAAAGUCCAGCGUAAGAACAAGGCCCAGAAGAAGCGGGAGGAGAAGGAGCGGAGGACAAAACCUCGGCCUCAGGGGGACGAGCUGAAGGAGGCGCAGAUGGACAACGACGACAGCUCCUCCACCACCACCGAGACCUCCAAUCCAGACAUGGAGGCCAGCAUCAAAGAGGAACCGGUGAAGAAGAAGGGCAGACCGUUCACACCGGACAAAGAGAAGGAAGAACGGCCAGCGUUCCCCACAAAACCCAAAAACAAGAAAACGGCCAACAUCAAAAAAGAGAUCCCAGCCCAAGUCAAGUCCAGCUCACUGGAGCUGCCGUACGUCACACCCCUGGAGAACAAGCAGCGGAAAAUGUUCACAGCCAAGAGCCUGGUGCACCCAGCGCUGGCGGCUGGGCCCAAACCCAGGAACUUACAGAAGCAGAGAGCAGUGCCCUGUGGGAAGUCGGAGUCGGAGGACUGCCGGCCCUCUCCCCUGGGAAAGUUCCGGUCGAACGGCUCCGUGCAGGAGCUGGGGAACAGCAGCAGCUCCGAGGGCGAGAAGGACUCCCCUCCCCCGGAGUGGGACUCCGUCCCGCUCCUCAAAGCCGGCAGCUCUGCAGACAGCCUCCAGCAGAUCUCCUUGCAGACCAUGAACGCAGACUCCUUCCUGAAGAGAUCCAUCUCUGCCAUCUCCAGGACCUGCUCUCCUCCGCCCGCCCCCCUCUUGGUGCCCCGUGGGUCCUACAGUAGCGUGGUCAACGCCAACAGCGAGACGGGUGUAAAAAGUGCGAGCGGGAAUAAGAACAAGUUGACCAAGUCGACUUCUCUGCCUGGCAAAAAUGGGAACCCCACCUUCGCCGCUGUGGCAGCUGGCUACGACAAGAGUCCAGGAGGCAGUGGGCCAGUGAAGGGGGCGGGCACUAAGGCCGAGGCUCCUGGGAAAGUGACCCUCCCCCACAUGAUGUCUGUGGAGAGCGACGGCUCUGACAGCUCUGGGCUAUGGAGCCCCAUCGACAGCACCCAAAUCCCCAACUUCAAUUCUGUCAACUCCUUCUCGGCCUUCGGACCCAACAACACCUUCAACCUGACCGGAGUCUUCAGCGAUAUGACCUUCCCGAAGAGCCCGGAGCCUCAGCAGAGCUGGGCCGACUUCAGCGCCGUGUCCUCCUCCAUCUGGGACGCCCCCGCCAGCGACCCUCUGCACUCCUGGCCCAGCAGCUCUGGGUCCCCAACGGCCCCCACUGCGUCCAUUCUAGGCAAUACCAGCGGCCUCUGGUCCUCCACCACCCCCUUCAGCAGCUCCAUAUGGUCCACCAGCGGGGACAGCAGCCUGCACUCCUUCACUCCGCCCACCACUGGCCCUCUGGGCGACCUGAUUGGCGGUUCUGAGGCCCCGCCCCAGCACAACACUACCCCCACAGAAAUCGGCCGUGCCUACAACCCCUGGAACAUGUGGCGCCCCACCCUGGGUAGGCGGAGCUCCGAGCCCUGGCCCAGCCCCCCAGACAACGGCAACUGAGGCCCCUCCCCCUCCGCAUUCUCCUCUCUCGCAGGAAUUGAACGCCAUGGACUUUUUUAAAUUUUUUUUUUUUUUUUAAAGCAGAAUUUGUACGCAGAUGCAAAAAAAAUUCUGUUGAUGCUUCCGGUCACAAAGUGCUGGGCCAAAACCGUACAGUAUCCCAGUGGCACACCCUAUUUUUGUCCUCUGUGGAGGGGGGAGGGGGGAUCGGGGGUGGGGGGGCAGAAAGUUUUGUGCUGUUUUUAUUAUUAUUUUUGGAAGCCUUAUUUAAAACCAGUUUUUAAUUGGCCCACUCCCCCUCCAUAAAAAGGAAAAUGUUUAUAAUGAGGAACAAUAUUGCCCUUAUAGGGAUUAAUUUUUUUCUUUCAAUUUUAAAGUUUACCCUUUUAAGUAAUACUGCAUUGUUUUGGUAUUGUAUGGUACAGUAUUACUCCCUAAAGAAGCACUUUGUUUAACGCUCACCAGUCGCUCAGACACAUUACAUUGGUUGCAAAUAGCAUUAAAGCAUCUUUUGGCCCAGUAGCAAGCGGUUAACGGGUGAACUCGAUGUUGGUACGGUGAUUACCGGACAGUAAUUAUUAUUAUUGCCGACUGAGUUAGGAGCAUUACGCGCCCUUAUCGGCCUCAAUGCGUUUUAACAGCCGUGGAACUGAAACAUCCGUCACAAGAUCUCCAAAGCCAGCUGUUCCAUGGUAUUUCUUACUUUAAAAUCCAGAUUCUACACAGAAGAUAAAGGUUUUUUUUUUUUUUUUUUAAACAAUUUGGCUGUUUGUUGGAUUUUUUCAGGAGAGUAUUAUUUAAAAAUUUCCAGUUGGCACAAUAAAUCCCUUAUUUCUGUCAUGUUCAGAGUGUGAUAUCAGUCACCACAUGCAAAUAAAACAUGGGACAGAC
Molecule: messenger RNA, 6458 nt
Organism: Anguilla rostrata (American eel)
Lineage: Eukaryota; Metazoa; Chordata; Actinopteri; Anguilliformes; Anguillidae
Gene: tmem131
Product: transmembrane protein 131
Exons: 41
Coding region: 36-5567 (1843 amino acids)
Cellular component (GO): membrane
Source: RefSeq, a predicted model, not a curated record